GUGGCUGUGCCGAUUGGUCGCUCACCAGCACAGUCAGUCAGGGCUUGUUUUAACAUAACCAGGGGCAUUCGGCAGCAAGCAAACAAUCAUGUAUUCAAAAUGAAUCUGGGGCUGAUUGAAGCUUGCGUGAAGGACAUUUACUUUUGCAACAUAUAGACACUUCGCUGAAAUGAGAGGCAUCUCGAGAAUUUUGUCACUGGAUGAUUUUUUUUAUUUUUGAAGGGACCGCCGCCGAUGAGGCGAGAGGGGAAAGAAUGAGUGCCGAGCCUGGGCCUACUAGAGUUGGUACUGGGAUUUUGCAGAUCCGCUUUCACAAAUUGAAAAAAACAAACGCUACAUAUCGUAAUUUGAAAUGCUCUCGAGUGGUUUUGUUGUGACCGACCCUUAAAUGGAUGGAGUCAUGACAACAUGAAUCAAUCCUGUAAAGUGGCAGUGAGGGAUGGCUCUCCCUGUCAUUCCACCUCGCAGGAACUCCACACCUCGGGUGGACACUUCAAGAGUGGGACAGGCCGCUCACCUGCUGUGCUGUCGAAGACGGCCUUCAAGCAGACGUCGCAGUAUCCAUACAAUCAGCAGAAAAACCCUUCCUCCUGCUACAGUCCUCUGAGACGCCUACAGGACCUCACAACCAUGGUGAACAGGCCUGACCUGAGUUUGCAGGAAAAGGACUUCCAUGGCCGCAAUCACUUGCACAGGCACAGUCCCUUGGGUGCCACUGACUUUGGGAGCGGACUCGUUCACUCACCCCUGUCUCCCAGUAACAGUGAUACAAAUCCACGGGAGCUGGAUAAGAAUGGUUUUUCACCUCUAAGCUCGGACAGCUUAGAACACUCUCCCCCUAUUCCAAAUGGCUACUUGCAUUUCGAGUCUACCUUAUUUGACAGCAAGGAUGAAGACGACGAAGAUGAUGAUGACUAUGAGCAAAGCAACGGUGAAGUCAGCGUGGUGUCGCUGUCCAACAAGUGUAAAAAAAGAGACUUCCCUGAAGUGUGCUAUAGCUCAAGCACAUACAAACACGAACCUGUUGUGUCCAGUCUGGUCCCUAAAAACAUACCUGAACCGGACCCUGCUAUAAUGUCCCAUGGCCUUGAUGAUGUCAACAUGGUGGAUUUGGACAGUAUGGAUGAGUUCUCUGACAGUGACUGUGACCUGCCCAGUACUGAGAACAUGGCAUCCUGGGUCGGGUCAUCUCAGUUCUCGCCCAAUGGUUCCUAUUCAAACUCAAGUAGUCCGAAGAAGAAGCCGCUGCCUGGAAUAAAGUAUGUUGAGGGUGACGUUGUUUGGGCCAAGUUCAACCGGAGACCCUGGUGGCCCUGCCAAGUAACCUGUGACUCCCCGAACGGAAUCCACACACGAAUGAAAGAACCCAGCCGGCGGCCCUGCCGGCUCUAUUUCCUCAAGACUUUCGGAGAGGUUGUGGACAGGGCCUGGGUCCCCGGCAAAGCCACGUAUCCCUUUGAGGGGGGGCAUCAGUUUGAGAAUCUCCCAGUGCUCAGACGAAGAGGGAGGCAGAAGGAGAAAGACUACAAAUACACGAUACCCAAACGCCUCAUGGACUCGUGGAAAGCCAGCGUGAGGGAAGCUGAGGCCCACCUCCCGGCGGCCCCGAAGAACGGCUUGCUCGCGACCUCCGCGUGGGAGAGGGACGUCUCCACGCCUGUGGCGGACGAGAGGGCGUCGGACUCGCCCUCCUGCUCCGCGGUUUUCCCCGCGGCCUCCCCUCUAAGCCCCCUGUUCUCCAACGGAAAUGACCAACCCAUGAGGAGCCCGCCGCUGGCGAGAGAAAGCAGGAAAAAAACUCCCAGUAAAAAGAAAAUUGCCACGUUGUAUAAAUCCUUUACCAACAUCAAGGAAACGCCGAAGACGUUGUCGAGCUGCACAGAGGACAAAACGGAGGUCUUUGAUAAUCCCACGGUGUCAGAUUUGCCCAAGAAAGAUAGCAGAGAUUGUUAUUUUGAUAUCGAUACAGUACCCAAAAUUCUAUGCCCCAAACGCUCUGAGGAAGAGCAGCAGCAGCAGCAGCAGCAGCCGGUGGCCAAGAAGGUUCUGGGGAAAGACGUGAAGCCGGUGACCCCCAUAGCGAAAAAGACGGGCAAAGACAAGCGAGAGAGGAACUCCAAGAGUAUAUCGUCCGUCGUGGCAGACUUGGCCAUCAAACAGCUGGCCAACAAGGAGCGCGCGGCGAACCUGGCGCUCCAGAAGAAGAAGGUGAGCAACGCGUCGUCCGGUUCCCCGGACAGCGUGGUGAACCUGCACUCGCACCACCUGCCGGCCAGCAGCGGCCUGAUGACGCGAGCGCUGCGGGCCAGCGAGGAGAGCGAGGAGGCGCGGUCCGCCCUGGCGGAGGAGGGCCUCUCGCCCCAUCAGGACCUGGCGGACAUCUUGGAGCGGCGCUGGCAGUCCAAGCUGGUGCCCGACGCCGACUCCGAGUCGGCCCGCUUGACCUUCUCCCCGCCCGCCCGCAGCCCUCCGACGUCCCCGUUCCGCAAGUUCGCGAGCGGCAAGCCGGACAAGAACCACGUCUGCAACGGAGCCGUGGUCAAGUCGGAUGCCUCCACUGACCAUCUCUCUGUGGGCUCCGUUCAAGUGAAGCAGGAGAGCGUCAUGUCAGACAUAUCCUCCACCUCCUUCCCAUCCCCAUGCCUGUCGCCCUCGGAGUCCCCGGUGGACGGCAGAGACCUGUCGGUCAAGUCGCCGCCGAAGGAUGAGGGCGAGUCGGGCAAGUCUUCCGGUUACCACUUCAGCACCUUCCUGAUGCUACUGAAGGACCUGCACGACACUAGAGAGAAGGAGGGCAAGCCGCUCACCUUGCCGGCGCCUCCCUCGUCCUCGCUCAUCAAGGAGGAGCCGUCCCUCAUCCCCGGGGCGUCGGACGAGCCGUCGGAGGGCGGCCUCCGCGAGACGGCGGACUCCUCGACCUCCUCCUCCACCGUCGCCGCCGCCACGCACGGGACCAAAGCGCAGAACGGCAAGUGCGUGAAGUCGCCGCCGACGCCAAAGGCCUCCCACGCCAGACCUAGCAAGACAAAGUCGAAGGCCGGCACGAAAAAGGACGCGCCGCGAAAUGAAGGAAAGAAUGUUCCGGCGGCGUCCCACACAGCACUCUUUAGCAAAACACUGAACACACAGAAGCAACAGCAGCAGCAGCAGCAGCACUCGUCCACGGCGGAUUUGGAUGCACUUGAAAUGGGAUUGCCACCUCCGGAGGACCUCCCCAGUUCCUACACUUUCCCCAAAUUCGCUCCCAAGAAGCGGUGGCAGACGUUCGAAUCGGGCACCACCGGGGAUGGUGCCAAGUUCAAGGAGGGUGAUCAGGGUCAUUCGGCACAGCAAAACUCCGCAAAAGUGCCCUCAGAGUUUAAUGGACUCUUCAAAGACAGCCACCAUAGCAACCAAGACACAGAUGUGGGUGAAAAGAAAGAAGGCUCAGAACACAACAAGAGGCUCCGGAAACCCAGUAAACGACUUCUGGAGUGGAACGAGGAUUAUGAACAGAUUUUCUGCCCAAAGAAGAAAACAAAGAAAACCUUAGAGACACUUAGAUUGGGAAUUGGCUCAAGCGACACAAGUGGAGGGUCCCCAGAAGAGGUUACUCCUCAACACCCACGGCCAGCAGGAGACAAACAGAUGUCCCCGGAUGGAGAGAAGUCUAAGACUUCCUCUGCAUCUGAACAUUACCACCAUCAUCAUCAUCAUCAUCAUCAUCAUCCUCCUUCUUCCCCUCCUCAUCUUCAACCUGUUCAUCAGCAACACCAGCCAGCCGACGGAACAGUCUCGGGCGUGGACUCCUCAAACCCUCCUCAGGAGGCUCCAUCACUCAGCAUAGCAGAAGGAGAUACUCCGGGGCACGCAGACACAUCUUUCUCAGAAAGAAAGAGACCAAGGAAGCCUUCUCACAAAGUUCUAGAAUGCGUCAUUGAGGAGGAGCUCAACAGAAACCUGAAGAAGAAGAAGCCUAUGAAGAAAGAACUACCAGUACCCACGCUGCCAAGCCCUUCUCCCUCAGCAGCAAUGUGCCCACCAUCAGAGAGCGAAGCAAGCAAUGAUGCAGGACCUAUGACCUCCUCACCUGUCCAGCAGCAGUCUCCAUUGGCCCCAAUCAGUGUUAAAGAAGGAGAGGAUGGAAGCCUGGAUAGGACAAAAGAGGAGGCUGAGACCAGUGUGAAUGGAGAUGAGCCUUCACAGUCAGAGUCCAUGGUCUCAUGUCAUGAUGGAAGCCUGUCCUCGCCCCAUGAUUUGCUGCCCAAUGAUUUGGGCUUGUCAGGCAAGAAGCCCUAUAUGGAGAAAGGGGGUGCAGCCUCUCUGAAGGAGAAUGUGUGUCAGGUGUGUGAGAAGACCGGGGAGCUACUUCUGUGUGAGGGCCAGUGCUGUGGAGCCUUCCAUGUCCAGUGCAUCGGCCUCACGGAAACCCCCAAAGGAAAGUUUGUCUGCAAGGAGUGUACCACAGGUGUGCACACCUGUUUCGUGUGCAAGACGGCGGGGCGGGACGUGAAGCGCUGCCAGAUCCCGGUGUGCGGGAAGUUCUACCACAUGGACUGCAUCCUGAAGCACAGCCCCACCGUUCCCCAGAUCCGCGGCUUCCGCUGCUCGCUGCACGUCUGCCUGGCCUGCUACAUCACCAACCCCACCAACCCCAGCAGCUCCAAAGGCCGCCUGACCCGUUGUGUUCGCUGUCCUGUGGCGUACCACGCCAACGACUACUGCAUGGCUGCUGGCUGCGUCCCGCUGGCCAAUAACAGCUUCCUGUGCCCCAACCACUUCUCGGCACGCAAGGGCUGUCGCAACCAUGAGCACAUCAAUGUCAGCUGGUGCUUCGUGUGCUCUGAGGGAGGUAGUCUGCUAUGCUGUGAAUCGUGUCCUGCUGCCUUCCACCGCGAGUGUCUGAACAUCGACAUGCCCAAGGGGAGCUGGUUCUGCAAUGAUUGCCGGGCCGGGAAGAAGCCCCACUUCAAGGACAUUCUGUGGGUCAAAGUGGGUCGGUACAGAUGGUGGCCGGCGGAGGUCAGUCAACCUCGGAAUGUUCCGGAAAACAUCCUGAAAAUGAGGCACGACGUGGGCGAGUUUCCUGUGCAUUUCUUCGGCUCCAAGGAUUACGUGUGGACGUAUCAGGCCCGGGUGUUCCCUUACAUGGAGGGCGACGCCAACAACAAGGAGAAGAUGGGAAAGGGUGCGGACGCCAUCUACAAGAAAGCUUUGCAGGAGGCAGCCGAAAGGUUCCGCGAGUUGCAGGCGGAGAAAGAGAUGAGGCAAUUGCAGGAGGACCGGAGGAAUGACAAGAAACCGCCUCCCUACAGACACAUAAAGGUGAACAGGCCCAUAGGUAAGGUCCAGAUCAUCACAGCUGACCUCUCCGAGAUCCCCCGCUGCAACUGCAAGGCCACGGACGAGAACCCGUGUGGCAUCGACUCGGAAUGCAUCAACCGCAUGCUGAUGUACGAGUGCAACCCGCAGGUGUGCGCGGCCAGCGAACGCUGCCAAAACCAGAGCUUCACCAAGAGACAGUAUUGCGAUGUGGAGAUCUUCCGCACGCUUUCUCGUGGAUGGGGCCUGCGCUGCGUAAACGACAUCAAGAAGGGGGCGUUUGUCAGCGAGUAUGUGGGUGAAGUGAUCGAUGAGGAGGAAUGCAGAGCUAGGAUCAAACAUGCCCAAGAAAACGACAUCUGCAACUUCUACAUGCUCACGUUGGACAAGGACCGAAUCAUCGACGCAGGACCCAAGGGGAACCAGGCCCGCUUCAUGAAUCAUUGUUGCCAGCCCAACUGUGAGACACAGAAGUGGACGGUUAAUGGUGAUACCAGAGUGGGCCUGUUUGCCUUAGAAGACGUCCCAAAGGGUGUGGAGCUCACCUUCAACUACAACCUUGAGUGUCUGGGGAAUGGGAAGACGGUGUGCAAAUGUGGAGCUCCAAACUGCAGUGGGUUUUUGGGAGUUCGACCAAAGAACCAGCUCCCAGGAGAGGAUAAGAAGAAGAAGAAGCUUCCAGUGAAACGUAAAAAUAAGCUGGAGGUGACCAAGGAGCGUGAGGAUGAAUGUUUCUACUGUGGGGACAGCGGUCAGAUCAUCUCCUGCAAAAAGCCUGGUUGUCCAAAAGUCUAUCACGCAGACUGCCUCAACCUCUCCAAGAGACCUGCAGGCCGAUGGGAGUGCCCGUGGCACCAGUGUGACGCGUGUGGGCAGGAGGCGGCGUCCUUCUGCGAGAUGUGCCCCAGCUCGUUCUGCGGCCAGCACCGCGAGGGCAUGCUCUUCAUCUCCAAGCUGGACGGCCGGCUCUCCUGCAGCGAGCACGACCCCUGUGGGCCCGACCCGCUUGAGCCCGGCGAGAUCCGCGGCGAGUUCAUACCGGACCUGGCCACCGCCCGGGCUAUCGCGGCCGGGCUGCCACUUCCCCUCCCGAUGCCAGCUGGGGCUGUUGCCUCCGCCUCCACGGCUGCCACCCUCCCCUGCCCGCUCAAGAUGGGCCAACCCGCCUUAACGCCCGCCACCUCCAAGCUCUUGCCUGGUCCUGCCAAGGGGGACCCCAUAGCCCAGUAUAGGACCCCUGGCAGGCCCUUCGUGACUCCUACAGCAGAUGGGGUGCUUGUGUCUCCCUCCGCUGGCUCGGUCCCUGCGAGCCCCAAAGAGGUGAAGGAAGAGGAGCCAGAGGAUGAGGGGGAGGUUAUCGAGGGCGUGGUAGAGGGGGACGAUGACGAAGAGGAGGAGGAAGAAGAAGAGGAGGAGGAGGAGGAGGAGGAAGAAGAAGAGGAGGAAGAGGAGGAGGAGGAGCUGGAGGUGAUCGAAGACGAGGAGGAGCAGGACUACGAGGAGGUAGGCUUUGAGGAUGGGGUGAUCGAGGAGGCAGCCGAGGACGAGGAAGAUGAGGAAGAGGAGGAGGAGGAGGAUUGUGAGGACCCCUUCGAGGAUGACUGGGAAGAGGGGGAGUGUGUGGAUGGGGACGGAGACGCAGACGGAGACGGAGACGUGGACGCGGACGCGUCUGCGGAUGAGGACUUCGAUGACUCGGCGGACCUUGGGGACGUGGAGAGGCUGGAGCAGAAGGAGUGGGAGCGAGUGAUGGGUGGAGAGAAGUGAACGCCUCCACUCCCCUCUCCCCUUUAACUCCGCCUCCACUCUCCUCUCCCCUUUAGCUGUCAGAUAUCCCCACUCCGCGACUGCAGGGGGAGGUGUGUGGGGGGGGGGGGGUGGUUGCUGUUCUUGAGGUCAAACUGCUGGGCAAAACGUUCCCUCAAUGUUCCCGGGGAGGCAGCCAGCCGAAGAAGAGAACGUGGAGCGAACACUUAUGGCGUGUCUGCGGACGAACGCACAAAGGUGUUUGUGUUUUUUUUUUGUUUUGUUUUUUUUUCAGCUGUUUUUGUUGUUGUUGUUGUUGUUGUUGUUGUUGUUUUUCAGGUCUACUGGUACCACCAUGCCUUCUCAACUCAAAUCCACUUGGAAAAUCCAGGCAAGGGAUUGGAACUGGUGCUAUAGGGCUGUGACUUCAGUUCUGACGUCCUUCAGUUGUUUUUUUUGUUCAUAGGUCUGGUGCUUUUUUCAUGUUUCACGUUUUUGUUUUGUUUUGUUUCCUUCUUCGAUCUGUUUACAUUCUCUCUUGAAGAACAACAGCGCAUUUUGAAAGGUGUCAUUGCAGGAAACACCCCACCGUAACACAAAAACGCACUGUUUUUAUUAUACACAAAAAUCAUUGGUGUUCAUUGAUACUACAUAAUCUCUCUUAUACAUCUAUACAGACGUGGCCAUUUAAAAAAAAAAAAAAAAGGUAUCUGUGAAUAAGCCCCACAUUUUGUACAUCAUGUUAAUAAGGAUUAUGGGUCACUGGGAUUUUUAAGAUUUUGAUUCCAGAAAUAUUGUAUUACUUGGUCAUAUUACCACCUGCCCCCUUCAGAAAUUGAGAAACUGUACCCUCCAUUGUGAACUGUGCGGUUGCACUUUAUUGUUGAAAUUCAGUGCUUUACCUAAAACACAAGGGAGGUGAGAACAUUCCAUGGCUUAAUGUCUCCCUGUUACCUCAGUUGCAUGCCUGUAGAUGGUUUAGGUUUUUCUUGUUUUUCUGUUAAUGAUCAUUAAUGAUCAUGGAUGUUUCACCGUUGCUCCAAACAGUAGUGCAAAAAGACGGAAGAUCAAGGUGGCAAGGCAUACAUGCUUUGACUAUUUUCAGUCACCAGAUGCCAUUGAGAAAGAGGGGAAAAAAACAUUUGAAAAACUAAAGUCGUUUAAAUAUUUACUUUUGAACCAUUGUUUUUAUCUAAAGAGUAGAUGAGCAGUGUGCUUUGUACCUGUUUAGGUUUGUAAACCCCCCCCCCCCCCCCUCUUGUCAGGAAUGUCUUGGUCUUCACUGAUAACUUGAUGCAGAUUCUUACCCUAUCUUCGAAAGUGUAACCUUUUAAAACCAAAGGUUGUGGUGUUUGGCCAAUGCCUAGCUCUAGACUUCAUGCAGAUGGAAUGGAGGAUGAGUUGACCUAAAAGAGCGUUCUAUUGCCAGACUCCAGCGCUUGUAUGUUUUCCUGUACUCACCAAAAGAAUGGGAACAUUUUAGAAGGUGCAAUUUACAUCCUUUGUAAAAUUGCUUUGAAUUUUUUUACCCUCAUGAAAAAAAAAGAGAAAAAUAGCUGCCAUUUGUAAAAUGAGCAUAAAAGGAGGAUUUUACUGCCUUGUUAUUUGACCCUUGGAUACCUGGUUUGUUUUAAAUUGGUCUUUUAAUGCACUAAAUAUUUAUAAUUUAAUGUAAUUAUUUGGAGGAGGUAAUUUGAUUGGAAUUACUAAUUUGCCUACACAAUUCUGUUCCCUGUAAAGUCUCGAAAUGGAGCCUUAAGAAUGUGGUUUACUUCAUCACUAUAAAGGUGUGACUUUUCUAAAAUAGUAUUUUAGUCAGUUUGAAAGGUGUGAUUGAGUUAUUGUGAGAGGGAUUUAUUCCCGUUAAGUAGAAUUUCAUUCUUGGUAUAUACAACUCCCCUAAUAUUAAACCUAGACAUCAAAGCACAGACAAUGGAACGACAUUGACCUUUUUUUUUUUUUUUUUGUCAAACUCUUUUUAAAAUCUUUUUUGAUCUUGUCAUUUCAAACAAUACCCUACUUAAGUGAGAAAUGAGAAAGGCUUAGUAUGUUUUUUUGUGAUUCACUUGGAAUGUUGUUUAAGCUAUCCAAAGUUGCUCUCCCAUGACAACUAUAUAGAACUGAAUAAUAAUAAUAAUAAUAAAAAACCUGAAGCAAUCUCUACACAUGUCUCAGAAUACCAUUAUGUGGAUGAUGAGCUUCUUGUAGUCCACAGUUUAAUAUAUCAAGAUUAAGUACAUUUUAAUAAGAGAAAUACAAAUAACUUUUAUUGAAGACCAAAUUUGCUCUGAUUUUGAUGAGGAUGACAUUUGUUAUUAUUAUUUUACCAAUAUCUCUCCAAGCCAGCAUACUCCAGCAGAACUUUUGUUGGGCGGGCCCAUCCGUGUUUAUUGAGGCAGUAACUUGUGCUUAUGUUCUACCCAGGGACAAGGAAUAUGUGGAAAGAGUUAUUCAUAACAGAUACGAUGCAAUACAAAAGAACAUUAGUGACUUUUUAUGCCUUUUGCUCUAUUCAAAAGUGAAUAAAAAAAUUAAACAAAAAGCUAAAGAACAAUUGGGAAAGACAUCAGCCAUGUGCUCCCCCCUCAGUUGACAUUUGAAAUAAACAUGUUUUGGGUUCCAGUCACUUAGGCCUACCUUAUGUUAUGUUUCUGAUGUGUUUUUCUUUUGCAAGUUUUGGGUGCCUAUGGGCCUUACAAUCAAUCCCUUCACUUUUUUGUUGUUGUUUUGGGUGAGCCUAAAACAAGUUAGUGUAGUUUUUUCUUUCAAGUAUCUUCCCACUGGCACCUCACCUGUCCUGAAAGCUCUCCUCCGUUUUGUCAUAUAUGAAAUAUGAACAAACUUUUUUUCUUUCCUACUUUUAUUGUCCCUUUAUAUUUAUGUAACUUGUAUUACUUUUUUCCUGCAGAUUUGUUUUGACCCUUCUUGUGUAUGUGAUACGUCAGCUGCUGUAUCUCAGCAUUCUUCUGCCCUUUCUCCUGAACGAAAGAAAAAAUGUUCUCAUUUUCUCCAGGGUUAUUUUGGGAGGGGAUGGGGGGAUUCGCUGCCAUGUGAGAAGACCCAUGAACUGAACUGAACUGUACUGUACUCCCCCUGUGUAUAAUAAAUAUUAUAAGUAAAGUUUUACAAUAGA
Messenger RNA from Sardina pilchardus (European sardine), 10180 nucleotides. RefSeq names its product nuclear receptor binding SET domain protein 1a (gene nsd1a). NCBI's taxonomy places the organism in Eukaryota, Metazoa, Chordata, Actinopteri, Clupeiformes, Clupeidae. The transcript is spliced from 23 exons. The record is from RefSeq and is a predicted model, not a curated record. Gene Ontology annotation, molecular function: histone methyltransferase activity; protein binding. Bases 409 to 7068 code for a protein of 2219 amino acids. Gene Ontology annotation, cellular component: nucleus.